AUGCCGAAACAAGCUCACUUGAGCGACUCUGAGAAGUCUCUCAUUGUCAAGAGGCUCGCUGAAGGCAAGAGAACUCUCGAUAUUGCAAAGGAACUCGCCAGAGAUCAUCGAACGAUCAAGAAGUACUUGGCGGACCCCUCCAAGGUAUACUCUAGGAAGGGUGGGAA
Messenger RNA from Perkinsus marinus ATCC 50983, 167 nucleotides. RefSeq lists its product as hypothetical. The annotation marks the transcript as partial. The transcript has a single exon. Gene Ontology annotation, molecular function: DNA binding. The record is from RefSeq and is a predicted model, not a curated record. Lineage: Eukaryota; Perkinsozoa; Perkinsida; Perkinsidae.